Molecule: messenger RNA, 960 nt
Organism: Jaculus jaculus (lesser Egyptian jerboa)
Lineage: Eukaryota; Metazoa; Chordata; Mammalia; Rodentia; Dipodidae
Product: olfactory receptor 2C3
Exons: 1
Coding region: 1-960 (319 amino acids)
Biological process (GO): G protein-coupled receptor signaling pathway
Cellular component (GO): membrane
Molecular function (GO): G protein-coupled receptor activity; olfactory receptor activity
Source: RefSeq, a predicted model, not a curated record
AUGGACAUCACCAAUGCCAGUGCUCCAAGGGUGUUUGUGCUCCUGGGCUUCUCUUCACGGCCCCAGCUGGAGCCCGUCCUGUUCGUAGUGGUCUUGGGGUUUUACCUGGUGUCUAUCUUGGGCAAUGGCAUCAUUGUCUUGGUCUCCUGUAAGGAUGUGCGUCUGCACACACCCAUGUACUUCUUUCUUGGCAAUCUGUCCAUCCUGGAUGUUAGCUUCACCACAAGUAUUGUCCCACAGCUUCUGGUCAAUCUCUGGGGACCACAGAAAACCAUAAGCUACGGAGGCUGCGUGGUCCAGUUCUACAUCUCCCACUGGCUGGGGGCAACGGAGUGCGUGCUCCUGGCUGCCAUGUCCUACGACCGCUACGCUGCCAUCUGCAGACCGCUCCACUACACGAUCAUCAUGCACCCACAGCUUUGCCUGGGCCUGGCUUCCAUCUCAUGGCUCGGGGGUCUCACGACCAGCAUGGUGGGCUCCACACUCACCAUGCUCUUACCACUGUGCGGGCACAAUCACAUCGACCACUUCUUCUGUGAGAUGCCCCUCAUCAUGCAGCUGGCUUGCGUGGACACCAGCCUCAAUGAGCUGGAGAUGUACCUGGCCAGUUUCAUCUUCGUUGUCUUGCCGCUGGGUCUCAUCCUAGUCUCCUACGGACACAUUGCCUGGGCCGUGUCGAAGAUCAAGUCUGCAGAAGGCCGGAGGAAGGCUUUGAACACCUGCUCUUCGCACGUGGCGGUCGUGGCCCUCUUCUAUGGGAGUAUCAUCUUCAUGUAUCUCCAGCCAGCCAAAAGCAGCUCUCAUGAGCAGGGCAAGUUCAUCGCGCUCUUCUACACCGUGGUCACCCCCAUGCUGAACCCGCUGAUCUACACGCUGCGGAACAAGGAUGUGAAGGAGGCUCUCAGACACGUCCUAGCUGACAACUGCUGUGGCUUGGCAAGGAAACAGGAACGAAUCUAG